AUGCCUCCAAUUUCUAGGAAGAGACUGUCUCGAAGUGAUGCUAACCGUACGAUAAGAAAUCUGGUGAAAGCGUUAACAAAUGUAAAUGCACCCCGAGAGAAGUCUUUGUCGGAGUUAGCCUCUGAAAUGAGCAAAAGGAUUAGUCAGAGCAAACCCUCGACCUUUGAUGGAAAGGGGGAACCGUCAGAACUGGAACUUUGGUUAAGAGAAUUUGACAAACUUUUCGAUGUCGUUGAGUGCCCAGAAGAAUUAAAAGCUUUGGAGAAUGUGUCGGGCUUCUAUCAGAAGAAAGCAAGGAAUUUUGGAAAUUUUCAGGGAGGCGGGUCUAGUUCGAAUUCAGGAAUUAGGAACAACGUGAAGCUUACUAAGCCAUUAUUGGACAGAGAUGGCAAUGAGAGGAAGUAUUUCUGUAAGAGGUGCAAGAAAAAUCAUCCGGCAAAGGAUUGUGAAGGAAAUCUGAUCGAAUGGGGGAGAAGUCAACAUCCGAGUGGUCAAAACCGGCAACAAAAUUUAAACAACGCUGGUAGUCAAGCCAGUCAACAGCACGGGAAUGGAAAUCGUGGUAAUGCUGAUCAGAGAUUCCAGCGACCUUUUUAUGGCGGGCAAGGCCGGGUAGAUGGAAAUCGAGUAGAAGGGUCAGGAAUGCAGCGCGGGGGAAAUCACGUGGGAGGAAAUAAUGUACAGCCGGCGAGCGGAAGGGUAUCUGCGAGAGCAGAGAGUUUUGUUGGAAGGACCAAGAGCCAGGGGGAUAAGAAAGAGGGGAAUCCCCAGGAUAUUGCUGUGGUGAAUGAAUUUUUGGAUGUUUUUCCUGACGAGAUUCCCGGAAUGCCACCACAACGGGAAAUUGAUUUCACGAUCGACUUGAUACCGGGGACUGGACCGGUUUCUAAGGCCCCUUAUCGUAUGGCUCCAAAGGAGAUGGAGGAAUUGAAGUCUCAACUUGAAGAAUUAAUAGCUGAAGGGGAUAUACAUAAAACCGCUUUCAGAACACGAUAUGGGCAUUAUGAGUUCACAGUGAUGCCGUUUGGGUUGACAAAUGCUCCAGCCGCGUUCAUGUGCUUAAUGAACCAAGUGUUUAGUGCAUACUUGGAUAAAUUCGUCGUUAUCUUUAUCGAUGAUAUAUUGGUCUAUUCGAAAGACCGAGAAGAACAUCAGGAACAUCUACGAUUUGUCCUGCAAACCCUGCGAGAAAAUAAGUUGUACGCGAAGUUGUCAAAGUGUGAAUUUUGGUUGGAUAAGGUAUCGUUUUUGGGUCAUUUUGUCUCUAAGGAAGGUAUUUCGGUGGAUCCGGUAAAGGUGGAGGCAGUUCGAAGUUGGCCGUCACCUAAGAACGUCACCGAGGUACGAAGUUUCCUAGGUUUGGCCGGGUAUUACCGUCGUUUUGUUAAGGAUUUCUCGCGUAUUGCUCGGCCCAUGACCUCGUUAAUGAAGAAAGAGAAGAAGUUCGAAUGGACGGAUGAAUGUGAACAGGCCUUCAUGACUUUGAAGGAAAGGUUAACUACGGCCCCUGUUCUUACUCUACCUGACCCUAAGUUGGAUUAUACUGUUUACAGUGACGCAUCAAAGAAAGGGUUGGGUUGUGUUCUGAUGCAGGACCGUAAGGUGAUUGCUUAUGCAUCACGACAACUGAAGGUACAUGAAGUUAAUUAUCCGACCCAUGAUCUGGAAUUAGCCGCUAUAGUUUUCGCUCUCAAGAUAUGGCGGCAUUACUUGUAUGGCGUUAAGUGUAGGAUUUACACUGAUCAUCAGAGUCUGAAAUAUCUCUAUACACAACCUGACUUAAACAUGCGACAACGUCGGUGGUUAGAGUUGAUGACAGAUUAUGAUCUGGAGUUCGUAUAUCAUGAGGGGCGGGCGAAUUUGGUGGCCAUGGGUACAACGUUGCUCUAUAGUACGUCGUUUCAUCCGCAGACGGAUGGACAGACAGAACGAACGAAUCAGGUAUUGGAGGAUAUGUUACGUGCUAUUGCCAUGGAGUGGCAAGGUCCGGUUUAUUGGGACGAUUUUACUGAAGCGGUGACCUUAGGACCUGAAUUGUUGUUUCAGAUGAGUGAGAAGCAUGUGUGUUCUAUGUUUUCCGUUGUCACAUAA
Messenger RNA from Amaranthus tricolor (Joseph's coat), 2091 nucleotides. RefSeq lists its product as uncharacterized. Gene Ontology annotation, molecular function: nucleic acid binding. The coding region runs from base 1 to 2091 and encodes 696 amino acids. Lineage: Eukaryota; Viridiplantae; Streptophyta; Magnoliopsida; Caryophyllales; Amaranthaceae. The record is from RefSeq and is a predicted model, not a curated record. The transcript has 9 exons.